Molecule: messenger RNA, 5111 nt
Organism: Aspergillus costaricaensis CBS 115574
Lineage: Eukaryota; Fungi; Ascomycota; Eurotiomycetes; Eurotiales; Aspergillaceae
Product: DNA-directed DNA polymerase zeta catalytic subunit REV3
Exons: 2
Coding region: 105-5111 (1668 amino acids)
Biological process (GO): error-prone translesion synthesis; double-strand break repair via homologous recombination
Cellular component (GO): nucleus; zeta DNA polymerase complex
Molecular function (GO): DNA-directed DNA polymerase activity; nucleotide binding; DNA binding
Source: RefSeq, a predicted model, not a curated record
AAGCAGUGGGUGAUGUUGUCGGUACCUGAUUUAUUGAUAUGACGCGACUCGGAAGUUCUCGCGCGUUCGGUCGCUGACAGCUUCCGCUGUCCUGAAAUCAAGCUAUGGAGCCCUUCCAAGUGCGCCUUAACUGCGUGGAUCACUACCAGGCAACUCCGUCAGAACUCGACCCUCCUCUGCCUUACAGGGAUGGUGCGGCUGGGAAAAAUGAUAGAUCGAAGGUCCCCGUAAUUAGGGUCUUUGGGGCUACGGAGACUGGCCAGAAGGUGUGCGUCCAUGUGCAUGGCGCCUUUCCUUAUUUGUAUGUCGAGUAUGACGGUGAUCUGGAGACAGAGAAAGUGAGCUCCGCCAUUAGGAGUCUCCGUCUCUCGAUCGAUCAUGCUCUGGCAGUAAGCUACAAUCGCAACGAAAAUGCCAAGAAGAUACCCUUCGUUGCGCACAUCACUCUGGUGAAGGGUGUUCCCUUCUAUGGGUAUCAUGUGGGCUAUAAGUUCUACUUUAAAAUCUAUCUCACGAAUCCCAUUUAUAUGACCAGGCUGGCGGACUUGCUACUUCAGGGCGCUGUCCUUAAGCGUCCUCUACAGCCAUACGAAAGUCAUUUGCAGUUCGUUCCGCAGUGGAUGUGUGACUACAGUUUGUACGGAUGCGCCUAUCUGAAGUGUAGCAAAGUCAAGUUUCGCAGACCGGUCCCAGAAUACUUUGAACUUUCUGACCUAUCCCAUCGCUGGCACGACCGAUCCGUACAACCCGACGACCUGUUAGACGACUCUCUUUUUCCAAAGCAAAGCCAUUGUCCCCUAGAGGUCGAUAUUUGCGUUCAGGACAUUUUGAACCGCUCGGAAAUCAGCGAAAGACCCAUUCAUCAAGAUUUUACUGAACUCUUCAAGCAAAUGACUUCUGAUGAACGACUUGUUCCAAGCAUGGCAGGUUUGUGGCAGGAUGAGACACGCAGGCGGAAAAAGCGUCUGGGGCUCGAACCAGGCAGUAGUCCAUUCGAUCCCAACGAAUUAGUCUCUUUGUCCGUUAACCCAAGAGAUACUUCUCGAGGUGGCUGGAUCCACGAAGAAGAGUAUCGUCAAAUGGCUGCGCAGACCGUUAAUGAGGAGAAGCAGGAGAAUGGUGGCGGCGAUGUAACAUUCGAUGAUUUACUUUCGCAGAAGCCCUUCGCCCAGGAUGUAAAGACUGCGAUGCAGAGUGUCGAGGAUUUCUAUCCGGACAAGAACGAUUUUGAUAAGUAUCAACAACAACCUGUCGAGCCUGAUACGGCGGCGAACGCAGAAGUAAACGUUGAUGAGAGCGCAGCUUGGCCUGCGGUCUCGGAUGAUGAUUCAUACCUUUCCGGCGAUGAUAUUUUCGACGUAUUACCCGGAGAAGACAAUGACCCGGAAGCUGCAGACACCUUGGAUGAAAUCCAGGCCGGAGAUAUCCUUGACCUAGCCCAAGACGAACCGGGGUACUCCACUGAUGAACUAAAUGCCUACGAAAUGAGUGUGACGCGAAAAGCAGGUUCGGAUGAAAUAGUCGGACGAACCGAAAGCCGAGAGCCCAGCCAUAAUAAUCUGCGCAAGCGGAAAAGAUUCUUCGAUGACACCCCAUCGCAGAUGUUAGAUAGGCCGCGGAAGUCUCGGAUAGCUGAAGUUCAAGUCAACAGUACAACCCCCAAGAUCGAAGAUGCCGCCAACACGUCGGAUGCGGAUGCAGUUGUAAGGGGCAAAUCCUCACAAAAAAAGCUAUCUCAGUCCACUGUCCGCUCUAAGAGGCCUGAACAGAUUGGAAGGCUCAACUUUCCGGUCGUUAAAGACCCCAAUGAUCCUAUGACAAUCUUGCGCUUCAGCCAGGACGGUGCGCCUUCUUCUAAGGAACUUAGAGAACUAGAAAAAGAUUUAGCCAGUUCUGGGCCAGAUGUUAUUUCGAAAGAUAUUAGAGCGGAGAACAACUCAUCACAACCGCAGUCAUCAGUCACUGUAACAAGUCCUGAUGCUGGCAUAGGUCCGCAGAUUUUGGAAAUAGCAUCAGGAUUCUGUGCUGCCUUUAACAUGCCUAUGAAUGCUCGCAUUUGUUUCUUGCGAAAUCUCUCUCCCAGUACUAGCGAGGUCGCUUCGACACCUCAUUGCUAUGAUUAUCCGUCCGUUAUUUAUCAGAAAGCGCACUACAGCGAUGAGAGUGAUGUGCCUGACCGUGCGAGGGAUUACGCAGGGAGGGAAUUCCGCUUAGAAGGUAGUGGUAUACACUACCUCCCCGACUUCGAUCCGUUAGGGCGGUCUAUGGCUAUGCUAGGGGAAUAUACUCCACCGAGAGACAAGAACGAACAAGAGGUGGUUGACCAGCAGCUGCGGGAGUUCUCUACCUCUAGGUUUUGGGAGUUUGCCCCUGUUCCUCCAAGCCGCUCAGAAGUCAUCGAAUGGUUCGAAAAGUCUCAAGCUGAGGAGAAGGCAGAUGCCGCUCAACCCCAAACAUCCAAGCAGGUACAAAUGAAGGCGAAUGUCUUGUCACAGAUCGAAGGCCCUACCCAGAAGAAUGGCUAUGGCUUCAAAUAUUCACAAAAAGGAAAAUCCACCAGUGUCGAGCACCAGACACAGUAUAUGAGCAUAAUGAGCCUGGAGGUGCAUGUGAACACCCGGGGUGUGCUGUCGCCGAACCCAGAAGAGGAUGAGAUCACAUGUGUGUUCUGGUGCCUGCAGUCGGAAGAUGAGGACCUUGAUGCCAACGGUACGGUGCCAGGGGUUCAUGUUGGCAUGAUAUCUCAAUCGGAAGACGACAGGCCAGAUACUAAGGCAUCCAAAGCCUUGAGAAUCGACUGGGAACAUGAAACCAGCGAACUUGACUUGAUCAAUCGUGUGGUAGACAUUGUUCGUUGGCAUGAUCCCGAUAUCAUCACUGGCUACGAGGUACACAACAGCUCCUGGGGCUACUUGAUCGAGCGAGCAAGGAAGAAAUAUGACUUUGACAUCUGCGAUGAGCUGUCCAGAGUGAAGUCGCAAGCCCAUGGGAGAUUUGGCAAGGAUGCUGACCGAUGGGGCUUCAACCACACCUCUUCUAUUCGAGUCACUGGACGGCACAUGAUCAAUAUCUGGCGAGCCAUGAGAGGCGAGCUGAACCUGCUGCAGUAUACACAGGAAAAUGUUGCCUUUCACCUGCUGCACCGCCGUGUCCCGCACUAUUCGUUUCAGGAUCUCACAGACUGGUAUCGCAGUGGAAAGCCUCGCAACAUACUGAAAGUAGUCGAAUACUUCGUCUCUCGCGUGCAAAUGGAUCUCGAGAUUUUAGAGUCAAACGAAUUGAUCCCCAGGACCAGCGAGCAGGCCAGGCUACUGGGAAUUGACUUCUUCUCAGUAUUCUCUCGUGGCUCACAAUUCAAGGUUGAGUCUCUCAUGUUUCGCAUUGCGAAACCGGAGAACUUCAUACUCGUCUCGCCGAGCAGGAAACAAGUUGGCCAACAAAAUGCCCUUGAAUGUCUCCCACUGGUGAUGGAACCCCAAAGCGACUUCUACACCAGCCCUCUUGUGGUACUAGACUUCCAGUCCCUGUACCCCAGCAUCAUGAUCGCCUACAACUACUGCUACUCGACAUUCCUCGGACGAGCACACCAAUGGCGAGGCCGAAACAAGAUGGGAUUCACGGACUACAAGCGCCAGCCCCGAAUACUAGAGCUAUUACAAGACAAGAUCAACAUCGCCCCCAACGGCAUGAUCUACGCAAAACCCGAAGUGCGCAAAUCCCUCCUCGCACGCAUGCUCGCCGAGAUCCUCGAAACGCGAGUCAUGGUUAAGAACGGCAUGAAGCUCGACAAAGACGACAAAGCGCUCCAGCGCCUCCUCAACAACCGACAGCUAGCCCUGAAACUAAUCGCCAACGUCACCUACGGCUACACAUCCGCCUCAUUCUCGGGCCGCAUGCCCUGCUCCGAAAUCGCCGACAGCAUUGUGCAAUCCGGCCGCGAAACCCUCGAAAAAGCCAUCGCCUUCAUCCACUCCGUUGAACGCUGGGGCGCCGAAGUCGUCUACGGCGACACCGACAGUCUCUUCGUCUACCUCAAAGGCCGAACCCGCGACGAAGCCUUCACCAUCGGCGAAGAAAUCGCCAAAGCCGUAACCUCAAUAAACCCCCACCCCGUGAAACUCAAAUUCGAAAAAGUCUACCACCCCUGCGUUCUCCUCGCCAAAAAACGCUACGUCGGCUUCAAAUACGAACACCGGGAUCAAAAAGAACCCGACUUCGACGCGAAGGGGAUUGAAACUGUCCGCCGGGACGGCACACCCGCCGAACAAAAAAUCGAAGAAAAAGCCCUGAAACUCCUCUUCCGCACCGCCGACCUCUCCCAAGUCAAACGCUACUUCCAAUCCCAAUGCACCAAGAUCAUGCAAGGUCGCGUCUCCGUCCAGGACUUCUGCUUCGCAAGAGAAGUCCGUCUAGGCACCUACAGCGACAGAGGCCUCCCACCACCAGGCGCCCUAAUCAGCACAAAGAAAAUGAUCGCCGACCCGCGCUCCGAACCCCAAUACGGCGAACGCGUCCCCUACGUCGUCGUCACUGGCGCCCCCGGCGCAAGGCUCAUCGACCGCUGCGUCCCGCCCGAAACCCUCCUACAUGAUCCCCACCUCGACCUAGACGCAGACUAUUACAUCACGAAGAACCUCAUCCCACCCCUCGAGAGGAUCUUCAACCUCGUCGGCGCAAACGUCCGCCAAUGGUACGACGAGAUGCCGAAAGUGCAGCGUGUGCGGCGCGUCGAGGGAGCAAUGUUACGCGGUCCCGGUGGGCGGAGAACCCUCGAGUCGUAUAUGAGAGCGUCGACGUGCAUCGUAUGCAAGAGUAAAUUGCGGGAUACUGAUACCCCGCUCUGCGGGAACUGUUCAAGACAGCCGCAUCUUGCGAUGUUUGAGCUUGUUUCGAGACAGAGGGCGGCGGAGAAGAGGGUCGUGGAUUUGCAACGCAUUUGUAGGUCUUGUAUGGGAGUGACGUUUGGGGAUGAGGUGAAGUGUGAUAGUAAGGAUUGUCCGGUGUUUUAUUCGAGGACGAGGGAUGAGGCGAAUUGGAGGUAUACCAAGGCGGUGCUGGAUCCGGUGGUGGGGUUGUUGAGAGAUAGGUGUGAGAAGGAGUUGGAGUGGUAG